Phycodurus eques (leafy seadragon) is the source of this 5909-nucleotide messenger RNA. It is a transcript of the gene col5a3a, whose product is annotated as collagen, type V, alpha 3a. Lineage: Eukaryota; Metazoa; Chordata; Actinopteri; Syngnathiformes; Syngnathidae. Gene Ontology annotation, molecular function: extracellular matrix structural constituent. The record is from RefSeq and is a predicted model, not a curated record.
AACACAAAACAGAGAGGUGACUGAUUCCCGAUCCUUCCUCUUAAAAGAAAAGAGGGGGGGGAAAGCGAUGGAUACCAUAUGAGCGUGUGGACGCGACACCGAAUGCGUGAAAAGUGGGACAGAAGUGCGUAACAGGAGGAACACAAAAACGUGACGGCGAUUCUCAGGCCGAUGCCGGAGGAGCAGCCGGUGAUCAGCACAACUUUCUGCCCGCCGUUCGCCAUGAUGAGAGCGGAUCAGGGCGCCGCGCGGCCUCGCUGCGCUCGUCGGCUCCUCCGGACGCUUUCGCUCGCUCCCAACUAAAAGCGGAUCGCCGCGGCGGCCAUGUGAGCGUCUCAAAUGCGGUCACAUGCUCGUGGCAGCAGGAUCACGGGGCCGCGAGCUCAUCCCAUCGAUGUUCUCCGGGUGCUGGAGAUGUCGGAGAACACGGAGGGGGUUUCCGUGUGCCCUGGUCUCUGCAGCAGCCGUAAACAGGAGGAAGGAACACAGCAGGCCUUCAAAGUAAACCAGAAAAUCCAGCUCAGUGCUCCCACCAAACAACUUUUCCCUGAGUCCACAUUCCCUGUAAAUUUCUCCCUGAUGGCCACCGCGCGAGCCAGAAAGGGAUCGCAGUCAUUCCUACUCUCCGUGUAUGACGAGCACGGCGUGCAGCAGCUGGGGCUUGAAGUGGGCCCUUCGCCCGUCUUCUUGUAUCAGGGCCGGGCAACUGGGCAGCCCGCCCCCGAAACUCACCCCACAUUCAAGGACGUCAACCUGGCAGAUGGACAAUGGCACAGGAUAGCCUACAGUGUGCAGGGCAAGUCCGUCACCCUCUUUUUGGACUGUCACAAGGUAGAGACCCAAAAACUAACACAGGGAGCCGACGCCGUCGUCAGCACGGAGGGCAUCGUCGUAUUCGGAUCACGACUACUGGAUCAAGCUGUAUUUGAGGGAGACAUUCAACAACUGCUGAUUGACGAUGACCCCCAGGCUGCUGCCGCUUAUUGUGUCAACUACAUGCCAGACUGUGACUCCGCUUUGCACCACAAAAACCAAGACCUGGACCUUCAAGGGAAGUCCCAACUGGACCAGCCAGAAGAACAACAUGGCAAAGAGGGCAGGAAGGGCAAAAAGAACAAAAAGAAGAGGGACAAGGGCUCUAAGGGCAAAGGCAAACGUAAAGGCAAGGGGAAGGGCAAAGGCAAAGGGAAGAAGAAGAGAUCCAAGAAGAAAAAACUUGAAGAGGAAAGUCUGGAGGAUGGCUUCAUCAGUGUGUCUACCAUGUUGCCCGAGUAUCUGUCCCAACAGCCUUUUUUGGACAUAAAAAGCACUGCAGAAACGGUCAGUCCCGCUAAAGUCUACGAUGACGAGCCCCUUGCGGAGAUGUCUACGAAUGAACCCUCAACGGAAGCCCCCUCACCCGUUACCAUGGCCGAAUCAGAAAUUCAUGUUGAGGAGCCCGAGACCGGGAAGAGCCCAGAGGUGGAGCACGGCGACGACCUUUACGGCAACCUUGUUGACGAGCUCGCUGUUUCCAUAGUUACAGCGGGCAUGAAUAUUACUGAAUCUGAGGUUCUCGAACACGACGACUACAAUAACACCAACUUUGAGUAUGACGAUUAUGACUUAUACGACGAAGGCUACGAUUUUGCAUUGGGAGAAGGAGCCCAGACGUGGGAAGGAAAGUCAAGAGUACCGACUGAGAAAGGACAGAAGGGCGAGCCUGCGGUAUUUGAACCGGGUGCGCUAGUGGAAGGACCGGCAGGCCUGCCGGGACCGGAGGGACUUCCUGGUCCAGCUGGACCAACAGGUCCCCCAGGACCCAGGGGAGACCCUGGUGAAAUGGGUCCUGCAGGACGUACUGGUCUUCCGGGGGUUGACGGAAUUCCAGGUCCACAAGGGACGUUGCUGAUGCUACCUUUCCAGUACAGGAGUGAUUCCCAAAAGGGACCGGUGGUGACCCCCCAGGAGGCCCAAGCGCAAGCCAUCUUGCAACAGGCCCAGCUGUCAAUGAAGGGACCUCCAGGUCCAACGGGUCUUACAGGGCGCCCAGGCCCACUGGGUGCUCCGGGCCCCGCCAGCCACAAAGGAAACAUUGGCGACCCAGGCCCGCCGGGACCUCAAGGAUUGCCAGGAGUUCAAGGAAGUCACGGGAAACCAGGAAAAAGGGGCCGUGCUGGGACAGAUGGAGGACGUGGAGCUCCAGGUGAAACUGGUGUUAAGGGUGAUCGAGGUUUCGACGGCCUGCCGGGACUUCCGGGAAACCAGGGACACAAAGGGGACAGAGGAAAGCCUGGUCCUCACGGGCCUGCCGGAGAGCCGGGAGAAAGGGGACCAAAUGGACCUGUUGGCCCCAGGGGGCAACCUGGCGAACCCGGUUCACGGGGUCUUGUUGGGGCGAGGGGGCCAUCGGGAGCACCUGGCCAACCGGGUAUCCAAGGAAUGGACGGAGUGCAGGGGUCAAAGGGAAAUCAGGGCCCGCAUGGAGAAAUAGGACCUGCAGGACAACAAGGAAAUCCUGGACCACAGGGAUCGCCCGGCCCCCAGGGUCCCAUCGGGUUGCCGGGAGAGAAGGGUCCCCAGGGGAACCAGGGCAUGCAAGGACUACCAGGCAUCGAUGGACCGCUUGGUCACCCAGGAAGAGAGGGACCCCAAGGAGACAAAGGGACCCAAGGGGUGUUAGGCACCCAGGGGCCAAUCGGGUAUCCGGGACCCCGCGGCGUCAAGGGAGCAGAUGGCGUUAGAGGUUUAAAGGGUGCCAAAGGAGAGAAGGGAGAAGAUGGCUUCCCUGGCUUCAAAGGUGACAUGGGCCUCAAGGGAGACAGGGGUGACAGUGGGGCCCUAGGUGCUCGAGGAGAGGACGGGCCAGAAGGGCUAAAGGGCCAACAGGGAGCCACGGGGGAUUUAGGACCUACUGGGAUUGCCGGAGACAAGGGCCACCUUGGAGUGCCAGGACUGCCUGGAUACCCGGGACGUCAAGGGUCAAAGGGAUCACUUGGCUUCCUUGGUGCGUCAGGAGCCCAAGCAGAGAAGGGACGAAGGGGUCCAGCUGGUCAGCCUGGAUCUGGAGGCCAAAGAGGUCCUAACGGGGCCCGAGGAGGAAGAGGAGCAAGAGGUCCCACUGGGAAGCCUGGAGAAAAGGGUUCGUCUGGACAAGAUGGCCCUCAGGGAUCCCCCGGAGAACAGGGUCCCCAAGGGCCACAGGGAAUGCACGGAGAAACAGGACCAAAAGGACCAAAUGGUCCACCUGGAAAAGAUGGAGUACCAGGUCAUCCUGGCCAGAGAGGGGAACCGGGAUUCCAAGGCAAAAAUGGCCCCCCUGGUCCCCCGGGUGUUGUCGGACCACAGGGCAAGUCCGGUGAAACGGGGCCAAACGGCGACAGGGGCCACCCGGGGUCACCGGGAUCACCGGGUGAGCAAGGAUUACCUGGAUCGGCCGGAAAGGAGGGAGCCAAGGGAGACCUGGGCCCAGCAGGAGGACCAGGAAAGAGUGGCCCUGUAGGGCUCCAGGGAUUUCGAGGGAGCAGAGGGAUCCCUGGUGCAACGGGUCCUGAAGGCUUAAAAGGAGGAGAGGGUGUACCUGGUAUUGCGGGACUCAUUGGUGCCACCGGAGAGAGGGGACCCGCUGGGCCGGCGGGUGCUAUUGGCCAGCCAGGGCGCCCCGGCAGUGUGGGCCCCGCGGGGCCCAUCGGAGAGAAAGGCGAACCAGGAGAGAAAGGCCCCGCCGGGAUGGCCGGGCAUGACGGGGAACAAGGACCUUUUGGGCUGCCAGGACCUGUAGGACCACCUGGGCCUCCAGGGGAGGACGGAGACAAGGGUGAGACAGGAGGACCGGGCCAGAAGGGAAGCAAGGGAGACAAAGGAGAAGCAGGACCUCCGGGACCUAUUGGAAUUCAAGGACCCGUGGGCCAGCCAGGAAUGCUUGGCGCAGAUGGCGAGCUAGGUCCUCGUGGGCAGCAGGGAAUGAAUGGAGCCAAAGGAGAUGAAGGACAGAGGGGCUUUAAGGGACCAACUGGUCCUGCUGGCCUACAGGGAAUGCCAGGAUUGCCAGGGGAGAAAGGAGAAAGUGGGCAUGUAGGCUCUAUGGGACCCCCAGGACAGCACGGACCUCGAGGCUCCCAGGGGCUAGUUGGCGCAGAGGGCCAAGCGGGAAUGCCAGGAGGAGUUGGUGAACCUGGACCUCCUGGAGAGAAGGGUGAGGACGGCGAGGCCGGGGACCCAGGAGCGGUUGGCGAGUCCGGCACUGCUGGUAUUAAGGGAGACGUAGGGGAGAAGGGAGAUUCUGGAGCACCUGGUGCGGCAGGACCUCCAGGAAUUAGAGGACUACCCGGAGAGGAUGGACCCAAGGGCAAUAUUGGCCCUGUUGGAUUCCCAGGAGAUGCAGGACCCCCUGGGGAAAUCGGUGUCACUGGAAAAGAUGGUGGACCUGGACCUAAAGGUGACGACGGAGAAACAGGCAAAGCGGGACCCCCAGGAGCCUCUGGAGAGCCGGGUCCUUCAGGACCUCCCGGACGAAGGGGUCAUGUGGGCGCUGCAGGAUAUGAAGGGAAGCAAGGAAUGAAAGGAGCCAAGGGAACAACAGGUACCCAAGGUCCAGUGGGUAAAACAGGCCCUGUGGGACCACAAGGGCCCCCAGGCAGGUCUGGUCCAGAUGGGCUUCAAGGCAUCCCAGGCCCUGCGGGUGAGCAAGGGUUAACUGGUGCACAAGGACAAACUGGACCACCUGGGCCAAUGGGACCACCGGGACUUCUAGGACUGAAGGGGGACCCAGGAAUAGAGGGAGAAAAAGGUCACGGUGGGUUACUUGGCUUAGUGGGCCCCCCGGGAGACCCCGGUGAGAAGGGUGACAGAGGCCUGCCUGGUACUGACGGGACACAAGGGCCUAAAGGAGAUGAGGGUGUGACUGGCCCACCUGGUCCCACCGGACCACCAGGACCACCUGGUCUGUCAGGAGCUGGUGGAGAAAAAGGAUCCAAGGGCAACAUGGGUGCCAUUGGUUCCAGAGGUGAUCCAGGCCCUGCUGGCCUUCCAGGACCUCCAGGACCCGCCGCUACUGUGGUUCAACCCCUGCCAAUCCGGGAGGGCAGGAAGAAGAAAAGACGAAACUCUGAUCAAGCCGGAACCGUCUCGUCUAGAGAGGAGGAAGUGACUCUCAAUAUGGAAGACUUUCUGCAAGCAGACCAGCCUUUAGGAGGAGAGGAUGGAAUGGAAGAAGUCUUCGCCACGCUUUCAUCCAUGAAAAUCGAGGUGGAGCUGAUGAGGAGGCCCCUGGGGACCUUUGAAAGCCCGGCACGCACCUGCAAGGAGCUCAUGAUGGUUCAGCCGGAUUUCAAAGAUGGAGACUAUUGGAUUGAUCCUAACCAAGGCUGCAACCGCGAUGCCUUCAAGGUCUACUGCAACUUCACAGCUGGUGGUGAUACAUGCCUGGACCCUGACAAGAAGAUUGAAAUGGUGAAAUUAGCAGCAUGGAGCAAAGAGAAACCAGGAAGCUGGUACAGUCAAUACAGAAGAGGCAAGAAGUUCUCCUACAACGACAUGGACGGCAACACCGUACAAGUGGUCCAGCUGACUUUCCUCAAACUACUGAGCGCCACGGCCAAGCAGCGGUUCACAUACGCGUGCCAGAACUCGGCGGGCUGGUAUGACGGCACGUCGCACUCCUACAACCACGCCCUGCGCUUCCGGGGCGCCAACGACGAGGAGCUGACUAAGGCCAAAAGCUCUUUCAUCCGCGCCGUGUACGACGGCUGCCAGUUGCGUAAAGGCCAUGAAAGUACCGUACUGGAGGUGGACUCCCCCUCGGCUGAGCAGCUGCCCAUUAUGGAUGUGUCCGCAACGGACUUUGGCAACAGCAACCAAAAGUUCGGAUUCCAAGUUGGACGUGUAUGCUUCACUGGCUAAAAAGACAACAACUACCACAAAAAAAAAAA